Molecule: messenger RNA, 2906 nt
Organism: Nezara viridula (southern green stink bug)
Lineage: Eukaryota; Metazoa; Arthropoda; Insecta; Hemiptera; Pentatomidae
Source: the annotation of a GenBank genome assembly
CAAGAUUCUUUGCUAUCCUAUGCUUUUCUUUUGCACUCGUGUUUUUUAUUUAAUGACCUAAUUCUGUUCAUCCACAGAGUUUCAUGUCAGAUUCCUAUUAAACUUUAGAUAUGAUGAGUGAUUCCAGUGUUUUCAUAAAAGAAGAAAUGAAAGAUGAAUCUGAAUCUACUUAUUUAUGGGACUCUGGUGUUUCUAUUAAAGAAGAAAUAGAUGAAACUGAGCACAUUAGUGGACCUAUUGAUGUGAAACAAGAAGAAUUACUUGUACCAGAUGAUGCCUGUACAAUCAUUAUUAAGGAAGAACCACAGAAUUAUUCUGGCACCCAAGAUUCAUCCAGUGAGAUAGAGGAUCAAAAUAAAUUGAACAGAUUUGUGAUAUCUGACCCUAUAUGUGUAAUCGCUCCAGAUAAAGGGGAGAGGUUUCAUCAAUGUCCCUUUUGUGAUUAUAAAUCAAUGCGGUCUCGAGAAGAUUUAAAAAGACAUGUAAUGUCCCAUAGUACAGGGGAGAAGCCUUAUCAGUGUCCUCAUUGUGAAUACAAAACUGUAAAAUUUAAAUAUUUUAAAGCACAUAAAGUGUUUCAUUACACAGGCGAGAAGCCUCAUCAUUGUUCUGAUUGUAGUUAUAAAUCAGUUAGUGCUGCUAGUUUAAAAAAACAUAUAAUGUCCCAUCACUCAGGAAAGAAGACUCAUCAAUGUCCUCAUUGUAAUUACAAAUCAAUGAAUCUUGAACAUUUAAAAAGACAUAUGAGUGUUCCACAUACAGGUGAGAAGCUUCAUCAUUGUUCUCAUUGUGAUUAUAAAUCAGUAAGUUCUACUAAUUUAAAAAGACAUAUAAUGUACCGUCACACAGGGGAGAAGCCUUAUGAGUGUCCUCAAUGCGAAUAUAAAGGCGUUCAAUUUUCUAAUUUAAGAUCACAUAUAAUGGCUCAUCAUACUGAGAUCAAGCCUUAUCAUUGUUCUGAUUGUGAUUAUAAAUCAGUUACUUCUUCAGAAUUAAAAAAGCAUAUGAUGACCCAUCACACUGGAGAGAUGCCUCAUCAAUGUUCUCAUUGUGAUUUUAAAUCAGUAAAUUCUGCUAAUUUAAGAAGACACGUGAUGUUCAAACACACAGGUGAGAAGCCUUUUCAAUGCCCUGACUGUGAUUAUAAAACCGUUCAACUUUGUAAUUUAAAAUCACAUAAAAUGUUUCAUCACUCAGAUGGGAAGCAUUAUCAUUGUUUGCAUUGCGAUUAUAAAUCAGUUAGUCCUGCAAAUUUAAAAAGACAUGUAAUGUCCCGUCACACUGAGAUAAAUCCUUAUCAAUGUUCUCAUUGCAAUUAUAAAUCAGUAAAACUUGGCCAUAUAAAAAGACAUAUUAUGGCAAAACAUUCAGAUGAAAAGCCAUACCAAUUUCCUCAUGGUUAAAUAUAAAACUAUUAAUUUUGGUAAUUUGAAAAGACAUAUAAUGGCUCAUCAUUCAGCUGAGAACCCUUAUUAAUUAAGGAUUGCCAAAAAUCAAAUUACGUUUGUGCCUACUUCAUACAUGAGCCUAGAUGUUUGUCACGUCAUUAAAAUCAUUAGAAAAUAGAAAUGUUCUCCUAAAAAGGUACCACAAAUGUAUUUGGGGUGUAUAGGUCAACCUUACAAAAUAAAGGAAUACAAUUAAAUUCUAUUGUUUCUACUAAUAAUAACUUUGAAUGAAGAUGUUGGUAGUGGAUGUGAAGAUAGAUAUGAGAACAAAACAGCUAAGGCGUGCUCAAUAAAUAUCAAUGAUUCAAGAAAUGUUUACUGAAGCUGUGAAUGGACGCUAAGGCGUUUUUUUAAAUUUGGUAUGGGGAUAGCAACAUCAUUGGUCAUAGAGACAUGUUUUGCUCCAAAAAAGAUUGCAACAAUAAGAAAAACUACUUUGAAAGGCUAUUUUAAAAGUUAAUACAUCAUUAUUUUGGCCAUAAAGCUCCUCAGAUGAAUGACAGUUAACACCCACAAAAAUUCUUAGUUUUAUCAAGAGAUGAACAAGAGGAAGUCCGGCUGUUAUGGAGAGGUACUAGAUGUUGACCCAGAAGUAACAAAUAGGAUUUGCAAAGCCAACCAAGCUUAUUACCCUGUGAUCAACAACUCAGCGGGACAGGGAGAUGUUGGUAAGGAAACUAAAAGACAUAUAUACAGGUCUAUAUACUUCCUAACCCUCACUUAUAGAAGUGAAAGUUGGGUUAUGCUGAACAAGCAGGUAGCCGGAUGACAGGUGUUCAGAUGAAAUUCCUGUUAAGAGCCUUUAGAAAUAUCAGGAGAGACUGAAUUAGGAAUGAACGGAUAAGAGGAGAGAUGGAGGUGGUGAAGCUAAAGACCUCACUUACUUACCAAGGUGUUGUGUACAGCAGAUAGCAGGAAGGAGAGAGAAAACCCUUCAAGAAAUAAGGCAGCUUAGAGUAAGAGCCAUGGCUGCCCUGAAUUUAGUUCUCGAGACUAGGAGAAGAGGAUAUUAUUAGACAAAGAAGAAGAUAUUAUUAUUUAAUAAUUCCGAACAUUUGCUUCAAUUCAUUGAAUAGCAUGUCUAAUGACGUGUACUUUGCAGAAAAAACAUAUGUAAAUUUAUGUUAAUCUAAUCUUCAACAAACUAAGGUUUGUGAAACAUGUAAUUUUGUAAGCAAAGGGAAUUUUAUAUUCAUAAGUAUAAAUGUAGAUAUAAUUUUGCAGAAAGGACUUCAUAGUAGGGUGGUGACCGUCCUAGAAAACCUGAAAAAUGGAAAACGUCAGGGAAUUUUUUUAGUUCCUAAGUAUUUUUUCAAAUUAGACAAAUAUAUGUAAUUCAAAGAUGGAAGAUUUUAAUCCAAUGUUUUAAACUAUAAAACUACAUCACUAUUCCAACUUUCUGCACUCAUCGUAUUUUAAUAAAUAUGUUUUAUGUUCUUCCUUUAAAUUAUUGAGAGA